UUUUUUUGGCAGGGCGCCCGGCCAACAGGGAGCUCUACUCCCGAAGCCCGGCCACCACCCGGGCCACCCGGCGGAGGGCCGCGCACGCGGCCGCACAGAGUCCACACGUGCCGCGCCAGUGCGUGCACCGUGCGUGGCGUGGUGUGCCUCACGGUAGCAGCAGGAGUAGGACUCUGCGGUGCAAAGAAACGCCUCGGACUUGUUAAAGAACGCUUGGACAUCAGUACGGGCGGGCACAGAUGUUUUAUACGAGUACUUGUGUGCAUAAAUAUAUACAAGUGGUGAGGGAUCUCGCGAGCUUCAGCUUUGACCACCAAUCGAUCUCGAGCUGACUGCCUGACUAUAUAUAUAUAUAUGUAUAUAUAACAAAAAGGCAUCGUCACUCCCUCACCUCAUUUUCCUUAAGCUUGAGGGUGGCUUCAUUUUGGAGUGGUGGUGGACUGGUGGUGUGUGUCCAUACACGGAUCGGCAUGGGUUGCAGAAGGUCCUCUUCAACUGUUCUCAUGGCCAUCGUGGCCAUCUUCUUGCUCGCACUUGACCAUUCCGUUGCUCAUGCUCGCCCAGUGAGGAGCCCGUCCAUGUCGACCGGCGAGCAUCCAUCUACAAAGGAAGUACUGCAAGCGACGAGGAAGCACGGCGCCAAGGCCGCCAGCACUGAAACCGUGCACAUGAAGCCGGGAUCAACGGGCGUGGUUGGACGAAGGGUUGAACAGCCAAGCUUCGUCCGCGGAGGAAACAGCAACAGUCCGGCCUCUGCCGAGAAGGUAGUGGUGGUCGCGAGAUACGGACCCAGGCCUCACCCUAAAAAACACAACUAAGUUUUACUUAUUAUAGGUGCCCGUUCAAGUGUUGCUGUAUGUAUUUUUUGUAGCCUAGGUAGUUCCUCCCCUUCUCACUGUUUUAGGUUCUGUCUCGAUCAAUAGGUAAGAUAGGCAGGGGAUGGAUCAAACUACUCCAUAGAUCAUAAUAGUGUAAUAGCCAGUUAUUAAUUUCAUCACGUAUAGAACAGUGCUGAUGCAUGCUUUCCUUUGAGUCGAGACAGUCAUGGAGCCAUCAUAUCAGCUAAACUCGAGCCCUCAUAUUUCAUCAAACAGCGCACCUUCAAUUUUA
Molecule: messenger RNA, 1110 nt
Organism: Sorghum bicolor (sorghum)
Lineage: Eukaryota; Viridiplantae; Streptophyta; Magnoliopsida; Poales; Poaceae
Exons: 2
Coding region: 471-818 (115 amino acids)
Source: RefSeq, a predicted model, not a curated record